Molecule: messenger RNA, 4550 nt
Organism: Xiphias gladius (swordfish)
Lineage: Eukaryota; Metazoa; Chordata; Actinopteri; Istiophoriformes; Xiphiidae
Gene: pidd1
Product: p53-induced death domain protein 1
Exons: 15
Coding region: 454-3474 (1006 amino acids)
Biological process (GO): DNA damage response; signal transduction; apoptotic process
Molecular function (GO): protein binding
Source: RefSeq, a predicted model, not a curated record
UGUGAUGCAAAGGAUUUUCUUUAAAAACAUUCGGGCUCAAGGAAGUCUACGGAGUGGAGAAACAGGUUAACCCCAAGACUAAUGUUAAACAUUAUUUAGUAAAUAACACUAUAUUAUCUUGUAAGCAACAUUAGUAACGGAACAUAAAUCUUGAACGUAGCCACAGGGGCCAACGUUCGCUAACGUUCACAUAAAUAUAGUGAGGCUAUAACAUAGCUGUGGCUAGCUAAUAGCUACUGUAACUUACACCACCUUCACUCAGCAAACGUCUACUAAAGUGGCGCUUUUUAUGGCAGCCAUUUAGCUCUAUCUGGCUGUACUGACAAUGAUCGUAUUCAGUCGUGUCACGAGUUAACCUUACAGGCAAAUCAUGCGGCAAGAAAACCUCCCGGACAACAAUGGACCAGCAGGUAUCUGUUAGCCAGCUGUGCAGUGUCAUAAACAGUGCCUUCAAUGGAGAGAAGCAGCGAAGAAGGAGCAGCUCCUGAUGAAGAGGAUGGAGACCAGGCAGCCAGUUGGAUUAUGAGGACAGACAGGUCGGAGGAUGAAGAGGUGAAAGUGACAACAUCCCAAGGUGGAGUACCAGAGUCUUCUACGGACAUUUUAGCUGUGAGGCUCUGGAGAGGACCUGUGUACCAGGAUCAGGAGAAAUCAAAGAGGAAGACUGGACCGACCAUAUCAAGCGGUGUGAUGUCUGAAGGCCAAGCAGUAGUCUUGGAGCCAGAGAGGGAUGAGAGCUCAGCUGUUCCCGCUGUGUCUUCCUCCAGCAUCAUGGACACAUGUGGUCCUUCCAUAUCAAGCCUCUCCUCCUCCUCGUACUCAUCCAACUAUCAUCAUACCAAUUUUUCUUCAUCCUCAUCCUCGUGCUCUGUCCCGUCUCUCACUCCUCCUUUGCCUCCCUCCGUGGAGCUGUCAGCUGUGUUGACUGAUACAAGGCUGACCCUGGAUGUCUACCAGGGAGGAUCAGCUGCACUGCCGCUGCUAUGGGCAUCCAUCCCUGGGCAGCUGAGAGGGCUCCAGUACCUGAGACUGGGUUCUGAAGAUAAACCAGGGCUAGACGGUGCACUUGAUGUCCUACCCCAUCUGACAGAGCUGUGCUCACUGGCUAUUCGGGGACACUGUUUUUAUGACUCGCAAGGUGACCCGCUACCUGGCCUCCUCACCACUUUGCCCCCCACUGUUUCCUCCCUUUCUCAUCUGGUGCACGUGGAUCUCUCCUUCAACCGGCUCUCCUGUGUGCCAUCCUGCCUGCUCAGCAUCCCUACGCUGUCUUCCUUGCUCCUCUGUCACAACCGCCUCUCAGCCCUGUCUCCUGAUAUAGGCCACCUUUCCUCCCUCACCUACCUCUCCCUCCUGGGGAACAAGCUGGUCUCUCUUCCCCCGAGUCUGGGUCGGCUGAAAGCACUACAGACACUGGAUGUUUCAUAUAAUCUCCUCCAGCAUCUACCUGAUGAAAUUGGUUCUCUGGAGGAGCUUGUUAAACUGGAAUUGUGCCACAACAAGCUGAAACAGCUACCGGAGACCAUGGGCACUCUCCUGUCGCUCAGGGAGCUUGUCAUCUACAGCAAUGACCUCCGCCUGAUCCCACGUUGUCUGAACAAACUGCCUCUGCUGAAAAUAGAUGUGCGUGACAAUCCAUUGGGACAACCCCCAACCCCUCCCCCACUCCCUCCUACACCUGAUCGAGCUGAAACAAAAAUUCCAGAGUUGCACCUUGGAUUUAAUCAGCACAGUUUCUGUGUUUCGUCUGCUGGGUGUCAUGUGUUUCUCCCAGGGGGGGCUGAGCUGCUGUUCCCCCCAGGAUGCCUAGUGACAACCACAAGACUGGAGUGGAUUGAGAAAAGGCCAGAUAGGAAGUUGGUGUGGUUGGAAGAGCAUGACAUCCUACUGAGUCGUCCUCUGGAACUUUGUCCACAUGGAAUUACAUUUCUUAAGCCUGUGGAGGUGUGUGUGCCAUAUCAUCGAACAAAAAGAAGGGAGGUGGUUGUGCGGAGGUUUGACGGACAGACGUGGAGCACUCUGCCCACUGAUCUAAGGAGGGGAAGCAAGAGCCAUAGCAGUCACCCCGGAGGACGUCCAGCCAGGCUGGCAUGCUGCUCAGUGAGCCAGUUCUCCUGGUUUAUGGCAGUGUCCCGUCCAGUGAGGGACAGCUGCUCUGUGACGCCAGCUGGAGCCCUGCUGGUGUCCAGCUCUGACCCGGGAAUCAAGCUCCGCUUCCCUCCAGACUCCACCGUGCAGACCCGCACCAUAACUUUACAGGUGCUGCAGGUGUCUGUGUCAGAAGUACAAGCACUGUGUGGUGAUCCUCAGGCCAGAGUCAGCCCUCUCCUCUGCCUCUCCCAGACUCCCAACAUACAUUUCCUGCAGCCUGUCAAAGUUCAGAUCCCUCUGCCACCUGGAGUCACAGGCCAUACAGUUGAUACGACCUGUUUGCAUUUGAUCCAUGGAGACCCCACUGCUCAAACCUGGACUGACAUCACAUCACACGUGUCUCUCUACGUCACCCAUUUGUAUGCCAUUUUCUACAUUACACAUUUCUCCUGGUACUGGCUGUGGUACACCACACAGCGCUGUGUUAGUGGAGUGGUCAGGAAGGUCUAUCAAAGACUAAAACAGUUUAAAGUCCAGUUCCUCGUCCUACAGCGGAAGACUGAUCCUUCACAAGUUUUGGUACAAUGUUUACCUGCUAACAAGGUGGAAGGCAGAGUGCAGUCUUUGUCAGAGCAGUAUGAUGGACCUCAGCCUUCAGACCUGUGUGACCUGCUGGAAGGAGAGCAGUUCUUUGCCGGCUUUGAGAGGGGCUUAGAUAUCAGCACAGACAGACCAGACUGUGUGCAGGGAAGACUCUGUUUUGUGUUUUACUCAAACCUGAAGAAUCUGAAGGAAGUGUACAUCUGUCCAGCUCAGGGUCAGAGGGAGCCAGUGAGGGGACAAGUUUCUUUUUAUAGGGGGGACAUUCCGAGCAAUCUGCCAGAGGAAGUGACACGAAAGAGGAAAGGACAUGACAGCCAGUGGCUUGCAACUUUACCGAUAAGACUUCCUGCUCCAAACUCAGAAAACAGUUACAUCAUGGAGGAGCUCCAGUAUCCUCCUCUGAACCUGGGUGACCCUGAGAGCGGCUAUCUAACCGAAGCCAACCUGCUGUCCAUCUCUCUUCAAAUUGGACAGGACUGGCGUGUCAUUGGCAUCAAUCUUGGCUUAAGCUACCAGGAGUUGGACCGCAUCCAGCACAAGAACAGGGACAACCUGGGAGCAUUGGUGCUGGACAUGCUGUUCCACUGGGCCCGGCAACAGAGGGAUGCAGGACCUGGGGCGGUGUCGAGGCUGAUGGCUGCUAUGAGCGAGAGUGGUAGGAGAGACCUUGCAGAUGAGAUUGAGGACAUUGUCAGCAUAGGAAGGAGAAAGUACUCCGAGUCACUGAGGAGAGUGGGCCUGGAAGCUGAGAGCUCCUCCCUUGAUGAGACACAGCAGUAGAUGAGCCCUCGCUGGGUGCAGAUGGCUGACUUACACUUGAGUAACCUGUUUGUUUACAGUGCGCCUCCAUCAUCUCACCUUGCUGUCUAAACAACUGCCCUGGAGUAUAAAAAAAAAUCUCUCUUUUUCACAAUCAUGAUAGCCAGCUACCUGCUGGCAGAGCCUUGCACAUAACCCAGAGAACAACAAGAGAAAUGGAUGAACUGCAUGAAGAUGAUGGCCUGUGACUUGUUUUGUUUUUUUUCUGUCUCAGUAUGCAAGACAGUACUAUGACAGCUUACUUCUGCCAGGGAAAAGAAAAAUGAUGAAAAGUUUUACAAAAUUUUGAGAUACCAAGUCACAAUUUUGACUAACCAACUUCUCAUGAUUCUGAGGGAUAGGGGUAGGGUUAUUUUUACUCAGUAUCUCAUAAUUAAGUCAAACCUUUGACCAAGAAAGUCAAACUCCUGGUAAGUAUCUCAUAAUUUUGACACAGUAAGUCUUUUUUUUUUAACUCAAUAUUUCAUUUCAAUUGUCAGCUCAUAAUUAUGCCCUACUAUCUAAAAAUGUUUGCCUAAUAAGUCAAUUCUGUUUGACUUAGUUUAUCAUAGGUGACUUAUUGUAUCAUCAAUUGUGACUUAUCUCAUAGUUCUGAUAUAGUAUCUCAUAAAUUUUACCCAGUAUCUCAAAAUUAUGAUUUCAUUAUUUAUUUAUUAGUAUUUCCUCAUUUUGGCUUUGUCAAAUGUUUGGCUUAGUAUCUCAUCAUUAUUACUUAUUUAAUUAUUAGUUACUUAUUAGUAUCUUUCUUUUCACCAUGCCUUCCGUUCCUUUUUCUUUCUUUUUUUUUUUUAAAUUUCUUCUCAGAAAUGGCCUUUUUAUAAUUCACUUGUAUCUGUCCAGGACAUAGUUAAGAGGGAGAGCAAACAUUGGAAGCGAUGGGACAGAGCUCUGAAUAGCACACUCAAAGUGCAGGUGGAGGUCAUUUUAAUGGUUGAUUAAAUUUCUUCCUUGUGUGCCUUUGCUCACGGAGCAACCGGUUAAGCUACAGCACAAACUCAGUGACUUAUCGGGAUGAUAGAGUUUUGUAAGGUAUGAAU